Molecule: messenger RNA, 864 nt
Organism: Fukomys damarensis (Damara mole-rat)
Lineage: Eukaryota; Metazoa; Chordata; Mammalia; Rodentia; Bathyergidae
Product: olfactory receptor 4P4
Exons: 1
Biological process (GO): G protein-coupled receptor signaling pathway
Cellular component (GO): membrane
Molecular function (GO): G protein-coupled receptor activity; olfactory receptor activity
Source: RefSeq, a predicted model, not a curated record
AUGGAAAAUACAAAUAAGGUAACAGAAUUUAUACUGUUGGGACUUUCCCAGAACAAGAAAAUUAAAAGCCUGUGCUUUCUAUUGCUCUUAUUUUGUUACCUAGCUAUUUGGAUGGGGAAUGCGCUCAUAAUGAUUUCUAUCACUCAAAGCCAGCUGAUUGACCAGCCCAUGUAUUUCUUCCUUAACUACCUUGCCCUCUCAGAUCUGUGCUACACUUCCACAGUGACACCUAAACUAGUCACAGACUUGCUGAAAGAAAGGAACACCAUCUCUCACACUGGCUGCCUGGCUCAGCUCUUCGCCCUGCACUUCUUCAGGGGCAUCGAGGUCUUCAUCCUCACGGCGAUCGCCUAUGACUGCUACGUGGCCAUCUGCAGGCCCCUGCACUAUGCCGUCAUCAUGAGCAGGCCCAGGUGUACUGCGAUGGUCGCUACAUGCUGCUCAGGGGCAUUUCUGCACUCCUUUGCCCAGGGCCUCCUCAUUACCACCCUGCCUUUCUGUGGCCCCAGCAAAAUGGACCACUGCUUCUGUGAUGUGUUCCCUUUGCUGGAACUGGCCUGCACUGACACACACAGAGCCGGGAUCCUCGUGGUGGCCAAUUCAGGCGUGAUGGGACUGGUGGUGUUUGUGGUUGUGAUGCUGUCUUACGUGCUAAUCUUGUGCACUGUCGGGGCCUGCUCUGCAGAGAGCCGCAGGAAAGCCCUUUCCACAUGCAGCUCCCAUGUGAUGGUGGUGGUUUUGUUCUUCGUGCCUGUGCUCUUCAUUUACAUCAGACCAGCCGCCACCUUCCCAGAGGACAAAGUGUUUGCCCUGUUCUACACCAUCAUCGCUCCCAUGUUCAACCCCCUGAUCUACACCCUGCGG